CUGAGAUUUCUCCCUGUGCCCAGACUGUCACCUCAGCUCCUCAGCAGCGCCUCGGAAAGACCAAACCUCGGGUGUUUUGUCCCGUUUUUGGGGGGUGCUGGGAUGCAGCGAGUCUCACGGGAAGCACAAACAAGGGCACGAGGUGGAUUUAGUCGGUUCUUGUCCAGCUGUGGACACAGAUGUGUGCACAUGGCCAGCACUGCGAGUGCUGCUGAGCCAGAGCAGGAAGAAGGCCAGUUUUUAGUGGAACUAUCCGUCAAAAAAUAAGCCUUCCCUUCCUCUCAUUUUGGUCGCCUUCCAACAGAAAUACAACUCCUACAACUAGCAGGAAACGCUGGAAUGAUAUCCAAGCUUCUAGCUGAGGCAUCCAGUUAAAGCCCCAUUAUCCAAAGAGUCCCUUACAUCUAGCCAGAGAUUUAACAGCAGCUUCUAGAGAUUUGGCUAAACCUCACACGCUGCAAGAGGCGCAGUCAGAUUUUUUUUUCAAGCGAGGUCUGCUGCUUUCUCGUCCUCUUUUACACUCUCCAGAUAUUUUUAGGGAGUAAGGCAGGGAGUGGGGAACACCAACAAGUCGGUCAGCGUGGGGAUGAAGGCUCCAGCUCAUUAGGUUUGAUUAAUGAGGCUCCUGCAUGGGAUGAGACAUCCCGUGCCCAACCCUUACACAGAGCCUACCCAGUUCCUUGCAGUGGUUAAGCUUGGUCAUAUUCCUCGUCCUCUUGGAACUUUUUCCACACCUUCAGCAUCUUUUUGGAGGCAGUGACCUGCUGUACAGUGUUUUAAGGCACAGGUGAGUCAUAUUUAUAUCAAUCCACAACAGGCCCAGCUGUCUAAUACCUAAUAGACACGAUUCUAACUUCAGAGAAAAGCCAGAUUUGGGUAGUUUGCCUCUAAAAUUUAAUGAUGGGGGGAGGCUACUCAUUAGCUUUCUCUUUAAAGAAGUGGUUUGUCUUUCCCUAAGCUUGUCCUAAAAAGAAGGACUCUCUUUUUCUUUCCAAGAAGUUCCUUGUGGCUUGACCACAAGUUUUCGAUGUGAAUUUGCUGGUUUAAUGUGUUUAAGACAAUUAACAGUUGUUUUACAAGGGCCAGCUGUGAGCAAUUCUAAUGCUCAUUUCUGCUUAUUGGGGGCAACUGGAGAGACACAAAACAGAAAGAAGAAGCAAGAUUAGUAGUAUAACCAUUAUUAGCCUGGAAUUACAUUUUCCAGACGCUUUUGUGGCUUGGAAAAACCUUUUACCAACUCUUAACCCCAGUAUGAGUAUUUUACAAACCCAGAUUUGACAAAAAAAAGAAUUUUUAGCCACACAGGACCAAAGAUUUGCCUUGAUCUUGUCCAUGUAAGAGAUGAUGUUCCCACUGCUUGUGACCUCUUUGCUUGCUCUUUCUGCAGCAGGAGAAUUUCUGGGAUUCACUUCCUCUGGGGCCCUGCCAAAGCUCAAACUGAGCUGUUCGCUGACAAAUCCAGCUGUGGGUAUUUGGCUCAGCCUUUGGAUAAAUCCAGCUUUUGGCAUCUUUUCCUGCUGGAGGACUUAUGGUCCUUUCCUUUAAACAACACUCCUGUGCUGUGGAUACAAAACCCAGAGAAGCUCGGAGUGGGGGAAACGAAAAGGAAAAAGGAGAGGGGAAGUAAGGAAGACCAGGAACAAACUCUGGGAGUGAAUCCAGAGCAGAACUACAAUUCCCAGCGCUCCCAGGGAGGGAAGAGUGACUGGAGCCCAGCGGAGUCACUGCAGAGCCGGAGGUCACCCGAGAUCCCGGCGCAGUGAGCAGGGAAAACACAAACACAGCACAGUAGAGACACCAGCUGUAGGUGUUGGUUAUGGCUGCAGUGUAUCAAGCACUGCACAGGAGGGUUUCCUCCCUCAUCUGCAGGUUGCACUCCACCUAUGUGAGAAAAAUGAGAUACUUAAAUCAGCUGAAGGAAGAUGACAGCCUUUGUAGACAAGCUCAGACCUCGGGAACUUUCUACCUCUUUCACAACCUCUCCCCCUUCCUGCAGAAAGCUGGGAAGAAAUAUUUGGUACCACAGCUCAGUGCAGCAGAGAUGAAAGGGAUUCUGGAGAAGUUCCAAGAGGCUGAGCAGUGGAUAGAGAAGUCAGUGCUGAUCGGCUGUUCGGACGAGCACAGACCGCGCUUUGCGCUGGAUUUAGGAGCCUUGGAUAAAUCAGUCAUUGAGUCAGAACUGCAGGGAUCAUUUACUGACCUACGAAAAGCUCUCUUUGUAGUGGACGGGGAGGAUUCUCCUUUGCUGGCUUCGGCCCACUCCCUUCUGCAGUGGCACGAGUCCCACCAGUACUGCAGCAGAACGGGGCAGCCCACUCAGAAGAACCCAGCUGGCAGCAAACGCGUCUGCCACGCCAGCGGAGUCACUUACUACCCACAGAUGUCUCCGGUGGUCAUCGCCCUGGUGUCCGAUGGGAGCCGGUGCCUCCUCGCCCGACAGCCCUCGUUUCCCCCGGGGAUGUUCACGGCUCUGUCAGGCUUCUGUGACAUGGGUGAAAACGUGGAGGAGGCAGUGCGGCGAGAGGUGGCCGAAGAGGUGGGGCUGGAGGUGGAGUCGCUCCGCUACUCGGCUUCCCAGCACUGGCCCUUCCCCGGCAGCUCCUUAAUGAUAGCCUGCCACGCCCUGGUGGGAGCCCAGCGGGCUGAGAUUAGUGUGGACACCCUGGAACUGGAGGAAGCCCGUUGGUUUGGCCUGGAGGAAAUUGUGGAGGGUCUCAAGAGAGAGCCCAGGUCUUCAAAGCGGGACGACGGUGGUUGUUUACCCUGGUUCCCUCCCAAACAGGCCAUUGCUCACCAGCUGAUCCAGGAGUGGGUUCAGCAGCAGACUGCCCAGACAGCUUAGGCAGGGCUCCAUCCACUCUGUGAUUUCACCAGAACUGUGAAAGCUCCACAGAAAAGCCUCCAAAGCCCCUGGAGGCAAGGGCUCUGUUACAGUGAGGAUGGCUCUCGGACACACUGACCCACAGAGGUCUCUAGACUGAUCUGACAGUCCCAUGUACAGUGGAUCACCUCUGGGAUCCCAUGAUUUGAAGUAAAUAUACAAUAAAAUCCUUAGUUCCAAAACAUCA
Molecule: messenger RNA, 3068 nt
Organism: Cyanistes caeruleus (blue tit)
Lineage: Eukaryota; Metazoa; Chordata; Aves; Passeriformes; Paridae
Source: RefSeq, a predicted model, not a curated record